Messenger RNA from Amyelois transitella, 2677 nucleotides. Its product is annotated as piggyBac transposable element-derived protein 3. Lineage: Eukaryota; Metazoa; Arthropoda; Insecta; Lepidoptera; Pyralidae. The transcript has 3 exons. The record is from RefSeq and is a predicted model, not a curated record. The coding region runs from base 516 to 1685 and encodes 389 amino acids.
UCAGUUCGCGUCCAAGGCCGCGCGAGGUGAGCGUGUCGUGACCUGCUGUCGUAUGGAUAUUAUUACUUUAUUCUGGCAUUUUUUUCUAAUUAAAAAAAUACUAAGACUAGAAGAAACUUAGCACAUGACGAUGAUGCUGUUUUGGCCGCAAUAAAUGAUUCGGAUUUCGGAGAAGACUCUGAUGAAGAUGAGAACUGGGUGCCGCCAGGGGAAGAGCCUGAUAGUCCAUCAGAUGAAGACCAAGAGGAUGAUGUUAGGGCUCCUGUUGUGGCAGCACCAGCCACUACAAAUACCUGGACCAAACGGUCUUUUCGUGGAAAGCCUAUGCCAUCAGUAGCUUCAUAAAUGAUUCGGAUUUCGGAGAAGACUCUGAUGAAGAUGAGAACUGGGUGCCGCCAGGGGAAGAGCCUGAUAGUCUAUCAGAUGAAGACCAAGAGGAUGAUGUUAGGGCUCCUGUUGUGGCAGCACCAGCCACUACAAAUACCUGGACCAAACGGUCUUUUCGUGGAAAGCCUAUGCCAUCAGUAGCUUCAUCUAUGGAAGAGGUAAGGUCGCCUUCUGAAUACUUUGAAAAGUAUUUACCAGAAGAUAUUUUUGAGAAGUUUGCACUGUACACCAAUAUAUACUACCAAACAACUAAAAACGAGACACUAAAACAUCCAAUCACCGCAGCUGAGGUAAAGAAGUUCUUUGGUGUUAAUGGUAUUCUUGGCUGUGUAAAAUAUCCCAGGAUCAAGAUGGCGUGGCUUCAGCGUUUCAGGUUGCCAUAUAUAACAGAGGCAUUGACCAGGGACAGGUUCUUUCUGAUUAGGACCAAUUUACACAUCGUUGACAAGUCAGCAGUUGAGGCUCAAGAAAAAAAUCGUAAUCGGCUAUGGCUUGUUCAGCCACUGAUUGACUCGGUGCGUAACAGAUGCUUAGAAUUGCCCAGGGAUCAUGGUACCUAUUCCAUUGAUGAACAAAUGGUUCCAUUUCUCGGAAAAUGCCCAGUAAAACAAUAUGUUCCUGGAAAGCCCAGACCAGUGGGCCUGAAAAACUUUGUUAUUACAUCGUCCAGGGGCUUGAUUAUAGAUUUUGAAAUAUAUCAAGGUAACACUACGCCCCUACCCAAUACUUCACUUGGUCUAGGCCCAUCCGUUGUACUCAGAUUGAUAUCAACAUUGCCUAAAGGUAGUUUUAUAUUUUUUGAUCGGUAUUUCACAACUAUUCCCCUGAUGGAGAAAUUGAUUGAUGAGCAAAUCGAUGGCACUGGAACUUUGAUGACCAACAGAUUCAAGGGAUACACAUUUAAGAAGGACUCACAAAUGAAGCGAGGGGACUAUGAAGAGGUAGUGAACGCAGGAAGAAAUGUCUGCGUAGUUAAAUGGAAAGAUAGCAAACCUGUGUUGAUGACUUCCACGUGUCUUGGCAGUCAGCCUUUGGUAGAGGUAGAGCGAUGGGACAAAACAAGUAAAAGUUAUAUCUCUGUUCCGUGUCCCAAUAUAGUUAAAAAGUACAACGAGAACAUGGGCGGGGUUGAUGUCAGUGAUCAGAUGUUGGAAGCAUACAGGUCUUGGCACAAAUCACGGAAGUGGCCUGUAAAAGUAUUCAUGCAUCUCUUCGAUAUGUCACUAGUUAACUCUUGGUAUGAAUUGAAUAUCGUAAAGCAUCACUAUCGAACAAACAGAAAUACAUGGAUUUUUUAGAUUUCAAGCUGACUGUGUCUGAUUUUUUGCUGGGUGGAACAAGUAGGAAGAGGCAACGUGAUCCUACGGAUGAUUUGGCUCAGAUGCCUAAAACAUCACAUUACAAACCUGCUACAAUACCAACAAUAGACAAAAGACUUGAUGGCUAUAAUCAUUGGCCUAUUGUGGAUACGAUAAAAGCCCCGCGAUGUUGUAGACUAAAGGGUUGCAACAGUCGGUCAAAAGUGAGGUGCACAAAGUGCGAUGUUUAUCUUUGCAGUACCAAGGAUAACCAUUGUUUCUUUAAAUUUCAUAAUGAAAAAUAACAAGGAAUUCACCCCUCAUUAUUUUUAUUUAGCUAUAUUGAUGAAAAAAAGGUGAUUUAAGUUACGUCCAAAGAUAAAUGAUAAUUAAGACUGAGAUAAUUGUUCCUAAUAAGAAAUAAAUGUUAAUUUUGUUGAUUAUGUCUAAGAAAAAGACUGUUUAAAUGUUAAAUAAAUAAAACGGUUCCUUUAAUUUGAAUUUUGAGGCAGAUUUUAUUAUGAUUAAAGUUUAAUUUUCUAUAUUAAAUAGUUUUAUUUAUCAACCCUCACGAUCGUGAGGGUACCACCAGCACUGGGCCCGAACCCUCACAAUUGUGAGCGUGCUGGAAAACCUAUUUCCCAUUUUCCUUUAAUUUUUUCACUAGCAUUUUCGUUUUCAGCUACCCUAAAUUAGCUAAAAACAUUACCUUUCUUUGUGAAAUACUUUACCAUGUGGAGUCAGGUCUGAAAGGGAAAGAAAAUAUCUAUCUUUGUGGCUACGUGCGCAAGAACUUUACUUUUUUAUUAGUGACUUCUUUAUGGCGGGUGAUGAGUUCAAUUGGGUUCGAAUGGAAAAGAGUGAACAAGAGGAAAAUAAUAAUGGAGAGAGGAGAUAUUGCUAUCGCCAGAUAUACAUUUCUGGAAUUGGCAAAAGAAAUAGAAAAUUGGGACAACGUCGUCUUUAUAGAUGAGACAUGGCUGAAUGCCAAU